This is a messenger RNA of Orbicella faveolata, 1312 nucleotides long. Its product is annotated as very long chain fatty acid elongase 5-like. The record is from RefSeq and is a predicted model, not a curated record. Gene Ontology annotation, cellular component: endoplasmic reticulum membrane. Gene Ontology annotation, molecular function: fatty acid elongase activity. NCBI's taxonomy places the organism in Eukaryota, Metazoa, Cnidaria, Anthozoa, Scleractinia, Merulinidae. Gene Ontology annotation, biological process: very long-chain fatty acid biosynthetic process; fatty acid elongation, monounsaturated fatty acid; sphingolipid biosynthetic process.
GAAUUUAACCCAUCUCACAGAUAUAUUGCUCAAUAUAGUUUAAGAGACGAGAGGUUGACUUUGAACCCUGAAAAAUAGUUCAUCGUUCCAAUUCACACUUUCACCUUGGUCACAUGCGAAUCAGAGUACAUGCGCUAUCCACAAGGGAACAGCGACAAAAAGAUUUGCAAUUAUAAUACUUUGACACGGUUGAGCGAAGCGUGAUCACACCACCUUUUGAGUGAAUCGAGCGAGCGGGAAUAUUCUUCGCUCACCCGGGCAAGUUCCAUUAGCUGAAGAAUAGAGCUUCUAGGAUGGGUAUGACCUUAGCCGAAUUUGUGGCGUACUUUGUCAGUGGUAUCUUACGGCUCCAAUCGACACCCGUGGUUGUAUUGUACCUUGGAAUUGUAGCACUUUCGCCACUUUGGAUCCGUAAUGUUCGCGCUCUUGAAUUUCGCAAGGUUCUUGUGGUGUACAACUUUGCAUGUAGCCUGGUCAGUUUGUAUUCCGUAGCCUUUGUCGUCUUUGGACUUGCUAGGAACUGGCCUCACUCGCUUUUUAGUCGUAAAGAAGAUCCGCUUAUAACUCAUGCUAUCUGGGUGUAUUACAUGACGAAGUAUGUCGAGCUUCUGGACACAGUCUUCAUGAUUCUCAGACACCGGCAGCGCCAAAUAUCUUUUCUUCAUGUGUAUCAUCACCCCAGCAUUCUGAUGGUGAGUGAAUACGCCUACACGUACGGACGGUGGCCAGCGGUCUCUGUCACACUUGGCAUGAACGGAAUUAUUCACGUGUUUCUGUAUUACUACUAUGGCAUAUGUGCCCUGCAGCCCGGAAAGAGACCCGCUUGGAAGAAACAGCUAACUCAGCUUCAACUAAUUCAGUUCAUGGUCGGACUGUGUCACUUGACCGUAGGGUACCUCCACCAUGGGUGGUGUGCUUACGGAAUCUGGUACGAAUUGACCAUGGUCUGGCUAUUUUCCCAUUUUUAUUAUCAAGCCUACAUCAAAGAAAGGGUCAGCGUCAAAAAAAUAGAGUGAAUUCUUUUUACACACCAAUGGAUGUAAACGCUUUCUGUCGUGGGGCAACGCCGGUUUCCUAUCUUCUUGCGAAGAAAUCAUGUUAAAUUCCUUACGCUAACGAGAAUUUGUGGAUUUUAAUGAAACCAAAUUGUUUGAAUUAAAAUUUUGGACGGAAUUCCAUAAAGGAAUUGGGGGAUACCAGAAGGUUUGUGUUAGCAGUCAAUUAAACUUAAAGUGAUCUGCUCCAUUUACAAGACUGCAAGCAGUGAAAUAACGCUAAAAUAAAUUGAAAUAAAAGCCAUUGCACUCUUUAA